Messenger RNA from Drosophila kikkawai, 2003 nucleotides. RefSeq names its product Multicopper oxidase 3 (gene Mco3). Lineage: Eukaryota; Metazoa; Arthropoda; Insecta; Diptera; Drosophilidae. The record is from RefSeq and is a predicted model, not a curated record. Gene Ontology annotation, molecular function: oxidoreductase activity; copper ion binding.
GUUGUCCGUUGCGGUUCGCGAUGUCCAAACGCGAAAGUAAAAGUCUUUCCAGCCCCUGGCUGUUGGUGAUACUGAUUGGGCUUAGCCUUGUCCAGCUUCAGGCAGAGUCCUUAAAUGAGGUUUCCCCUGAGGUUAAAUUCGAGUGGCCUUCGUUCCCCUGGUCGCGGAAUAAGACCACUAAGGGAAAACCCUCCUCCUCCUUGGAUUUGGAUCUAAAGAACGACUACAGCCAAAUGGAGUUGGCCAAUUUCGGGGACUUUGAUCGCCAUCCCUGCCGGAGAGUCUGCCAGCAGGGUCAGUCCCAGAACUGCUACUACCAACUGGUGGUUCACAAUUACCAGAGACUUGGACCAGAGUGCCAGAGGUGUCAGUACGACGACAGGGCUUGUGCCGCGGAGCAUUGCAUCUUCGGGGACGGUGUGCCCAAUCCAGUGAUGGCCGUGAAUCGCAUGGUGCCAGGACCUCCCAUAGAGCUCUGUGAAAACGAUACAGUGGUGGUGGAUGUCCUGAAUUAUCUGGGUGAACCCACUGCGAUGCAUUGGCACGGUGUCCACAUGAAGCGUUCGCCUGAAAUGGACGGAGCUCCGUUUAUCACCCAAUAUCCCCUACAACCGGGCGAGGUGCAGCGCUACGAGUUCCAGGUGGAUCGCAGUGGUUCGUUGUGGUACCACAGUCAUGUGGGUUGGCAGCGGGGCUUUGGAGUGGCAGGAGCUCUAAUUGUCCGACAGACACGGCAGGAGAAUCAGCAUGCCCAGCUCUAUGAUUAUGAUCUGGUGGAGCACACCCUAAUGGUGCAGGAUAUAUUUUAUGACACCAACCUGCAGGACGUGCGGAACAUCCUGGUUAACGGCAAGGGACGCAAUCAUCUCAACCAGUUACCGGAUAACGACAAUCGUCAUCGCUACGAGAGGCUACGGGUUACUCCUGGCUACCGCUACAGGAUGAGGGUAAUACUCAAUGGCAUCGCCAAUUGUCCCGUGGAAUUCUCCAUCGAACAGCACAAGCUCCUGAUCCUCAGCACCGAUGGCAAUGAUAUAGAGCCAGUGCUGGCCGAUGGUUUCUUCCUUACAUCCGCCGAGCGAUUUGAUUUUGUACUGGAGGCCAAUCAGUAUGCCAAGAACUAUUGGAUACGUAUCCGGGGCUAUGAGCAGUGCGAGGGUCGCAAUCUCUAUCAGGGAGCAGUACUCAGCUACCGGGGAUCGGCUCGCACUGAGCUGCCGCAGGGCAGCAUACUGGAUAACCCGAAGGGCAGGACUUCGAAUGAAGAUCUCAUUUUGGUCAACGACUAUCGCUUUAGUUCUUUCAAUUCCUCGGGCUCCUCAUCCCUACGUCAAUCGCUGGACAAGGACAACAACGUGGGAACGGUGGCCUUGAGAUCCCUGGACCUUGCUCCCUGGUCUCGUUAUACCAAGUUCGUCACCUAUUACUCCAGCUUCGGCUCUCAAAUGGCACCAAAUGGAGAGAUGCUCUUCCAGAUCGACGAUAUAUCGUACAACUCGCCGAGUAUAUCCUUGCUGCAGGGCAGGCAUCUCUACCAGGACGAUGGUUAUUUCUGCAACAAGAGCUCCCUGGCUGCCGAGGGGCGGAGAUGUGAGAGGGAACUCUGUGAGUGUGUCAAUGUGAUCCGAAUGCCAGCCUAUCGUCCUUUGGAAAUGGUAGUGGCCAACUAUAUGGACAACACGCAUCCGUUCCACAUCCAUGGCCAUACCUUCCGGCUGGUGGGACAAGCGGUUCUGGGAAAUCUCAACGAUCUGCGAAAUAUACGAGAACUUGAUCGUAGGGGCCGCCUGGCUCGCUUAUCGGAUGACAGCGCUGCCGUGGCCAAGGACACGGUUCAGAUUCCUGGUCUGGGCUACAUCAUCGUUCGCUUCCUUUCAAACAAUCCUGGCUUUUGGCUAUAUCACUGUCAUAUCGAGGCUCAUGCUGUCCAGGGAAUGGUGGCGGUUCUAAAAAUAGGCGAAGAUCAUCAGAUGAAAACCAUUCCAGCCCGAGUGCGUUGUUAA